UACAAUCGACACACAACUGUUUUGUUUAUAUCCAAAAAAAAGUUUGUGUGUCGAAGGUUUACAACAUUUUUGUGAUAAACCUGUGGAAAAAAGAGUGUUGUAAUUCGAGUACUUUUCAAUGUGAUUCAAUUCUACGUUAAAAAUAAAGUGUGUGUUAUUAAGUGCCUAAUUGGAAACAACCGUGAGAGGCUAGGGAAAUUCAUCAAAUUAAAAGCAACGACAAUCGUAAUGGGUUUUAUGUCGGAUCGACGGGAAUAAGUGUCAUAAAUACGUUUCAAUUCUUUGAAAUACCACAAAAAAUCGGCCGAGAAAUAAGCAACUGUGUGAUGUUCCUCCUCAUCACGCCAGUGAAAUAUCGUAUUAAAGUUUGCUUCAGUUAUUGAGAAAAACUUUGCACCGAGGACGUAAAACAUGGCUGGAUCCUUUAUGUACGAAGAUUUCGAAAAUUAUUUGUCUCUUUCUAUCGGGAAUCAAUCAGAUGACGUUGACGUGGCCAUACAUCAAUCGACACCACAAUGUGACAUCUUUCAAACAGCAACUAUCGAUUUAGAUCCGUUUCAAGAAUUAACAAAUUUCGACACAGACUUACUUGACGAAUUAUCUAUUUAUUUGACCACCCCAAUUUGGAGCCAAAAGGAAAAUGAAGAUCGACAGCAGUCGCCAUCAAAACUAGACGAGAUAGUUCCAGAUCAAGCACCAUCUGCAGUGAUCGAUGAACCGGCAGCGAUUUCAGUCAAUGAAAAUCAAGAAUAUAAACGAAGACGCUCAAUUGAAUUGAACGAUGGCGGAGAAGAAAAAAGACAAAGACUGCAGUCGGACAGUGAGUCGAUUAACGAAGCCGCUAAUGAAGAUUGGCCAUCACACAUUGACACUUUACAAUGUAAAUUUUGUGUGAAAUAUUUUGCCGAAAAAGAUAAUUUAUUAUGCCAUCAGAUGGUGAAUCAUUUCAAUGCAUUACCAUUCAAGUGUUCAACGUGUCGUUGGAGAUUUUUGAACAAAAGCGAUUUCGAGAAGCAUGUAAAGCGUAAUAAAUGUCGCUACUGGUAUAAAUGCGAUAAAUGCGAUUUUUCUACGGCAUACAACAGCAAUUUAAUGAUACACAAACGCAAACAUAAUGGCGAAAAACCAUUUAAAUGCCCACAUUGUCAAUUCGAUUUUACAUCGUUAUCAAAUCUAAAGGCCCAUUUGAACAAAAUGCACAAUACGGAACUGUUGAUUUCAAUGAACGGAACUUGCUUGUGGAGCAUGAAACUGACAACAAAGAAGAUUAAAGAAACAGCAUCAAAAUUGGAGAAAAAAACGCCAAAACGAUUGCAAUGCAAAUUUUGCCCGGAAGACUUUCAAUCCAAAAGGUUUUUGGAUCGUCAUUACACGACUAAUCAUUUCGAUGAAUUUUCGCACCAUUGCUGCGUGUGUCGACGGGGAUUCAAUAGUCAAGAUGAGGUCAAAAAACAUGAAAAAAGACGCAUAUGUAGCCAAUGGUAUGAUUGCGAUGUAUGCCAUUUUUCCACGCAAGACGAUGCCAAAUUAACGAUACACAAACGACGACACACCGGCGAGAAGCCAUACAAAUGUGCACAUUGCGAUUAUGCUGCAACAACAUUUUGUAAUCUAAAGAGGCACAACGAAACAAAACAUAAAACUCGAUCACUUUGAGUGACACACAAAAAUGGAAGGAAAAUAUAGGGAAAAACAAUGAAUGAGGGUCGGAUUUUUCCGAACUUUUUUAAAAUAAGACUUUUUAUAUGUACACAAAUAUUUUGAUAGGAAAUUUUGGUAAUAGGCACAAAAGUAGAUGAUAAGAGGGCACGUCUCGUCGACGUUAGGUGAUUGAGAAUACAAGUGGAAAUAGCCGGUUUGAUAUCUUCAAAAGACCGACAUUUUCGACAGACACUACUGUCAGGAAGUAUCUAGAGCUCAGCUAUUCCCAUUUUUAUUCUAAUUUAAUGCUAUCUCAGAUAAGCCUACUGGCAACUAAGGGCUAAUUGUUCUAAAUUAAUGAUACCAACGACAAAAUGUUCCAAUUUUAUAAUACUAAUUGCCAAAAAAUAACGAAAUCAACUAAAAAUGAGCAAGUUGCUCAAGGUAGGGCUUUUGUAAACCCAGUUAUUUUAAUGAACGAUCCAAGUAAUUUCAUUUAUAUGAUACUGAAUUUUAAUUCAGUAAAAAAAGUAAAUUAAGUAUGUUUGAUGAUGAAGACACCAUUUAAUAGGAACAAUCUUCUAUUUAAAGACCUAAAUUGAAAAUGAUCGUAAGAAAUAACAAAUAUAUAAUCAAACCGGCGGAAUUUAUGUGCGGCACAUUUUUCUGAAUAACAAAUAAGCAUUUACUGAAUGAAAAAAAACUGUUUAUUUGCUUUGUAUUACGCGUUCAUUUCUUAUCAGGCGUAUUAAUUCAAUACAAGGGGCACUC
Messenger RNA from Contarinia nasturtii (swede midge), 2412 nucleotides. Its product is annotated as zinc finger protein OZF-like. The transcript is spliced from 5 exons. The record is from RefSeq and is a predicted model, not a curated record. Lineage: Eukaryota; Metazoa; Arthropoda; Insecta; Diptera; Cecidomyiidae. Bases 412 to 1656 code for a protein of 414 amino acids. Gene Ontology annotation, cellular component: nucleus. Gene Ontology annotation, molecular function: RNA polymerase II transcription regulatory region sequence-specific DNA binding; DNA-binding transcription factor activity, RNA polymerase II-specific. Gene Ontology annotation, biological process: regulation of transcription by RNA polymerase II.